GAGUUUUUGUGUGUCAAGCUCAUCAGUUUCAUUGGAGGUGUGAUUUUGGGGAUUGAACAAAUUGUCUGUUAUGUAGAUUACUACUGUGACGCUGCUGUGACCUCUAAAUGGUAUCUGGUAGAAACUUAUCGGUAGCAGAUUUCUCUACAAUAUCUAAUGUAAAUGUGUAGAUUGUUUAUGUAGCCAGGCGGCAGAGUGCAUCGUCAGGCAGGACACACAGCGGUGGCUUGGUACUCUGUAGCUGUAUUUAGUUAUGUGAGUGUGUGUGUGUGUGUGUGCGAUGCCUGCUAGCCAUUAUGGAUCCUCAGCAGCCUGUUUUUAGCUUGAUGAAGAGGUUCUGUCCUUGUUUCAGCUUACUGCCACUGCCAAGUCAGGACUGGAGCAAAAAUGAUGAGAGGCUCCUGCAGGCUGUCGAGCAAAAUGAACCAGACAAAGUCUCCGCUCUCAUCGCCAAAAAAGGUCUCUGCCCUACCAAGCUGGACGCUGAGGGCAAGUCAGCGUUCCACCUCUCUGCAUCCCGAGGCCGGCUAGACUGUCUGGAGGUCAUCAUCUCAUAUGGAGCAGACCUCAACGUCACUGAUGGGGCUGGAUGCAGCGCCCUUCACCUCGCAGCCAAAAACGGCCAUUCAGAGUGUUUAAAGAGACUCUUACAGGAGAGAUUAGCAGUAGAUUGCACAGACAGCAUUGGUAGGACGCCGCUUCAUCAUGCAGCCAUCAGUGGCUGCUUGUCCUGCACUGAGACCCUGUGGGACUUUAAAGCCGAUCUGGAUGUACAGGAUGGGGAUGGGGCUACCCCUUUGAUUUUAGCAGCCCAGAUGAGCAGAGUGGAGCUGUGUGUCUUUCUGUUGGGUCGAGAUGCCAAUGCAAACAUACAAGACAACCAGGGAAGGUCUGCAUUGAUGCUGGCAUGUGAGAGUGACAGCGUUGAGACCGUGAAAGCUCUCCUAAGAGGUGGGGCCAACACACAGCUGGUCGACGCCCUCGGACACAGAGCCACCGACUACAGCAUCACCACGGGCAACCAACGCAUCAUGCAGAUGUUGCAGGACGGAGCACCUCCAGCUUCUGAGGGCGCAGACGAGGAGCCCCCCCAAAUCCCCUCAGGUGCCUCAUCAAUGCAAGGGGGCACUACCCCCCGCAAACGGAAAGCUCCUCCACCGCCCCGCUCUCCUCUCCAGAUCCAGGGUUUGCCACCCUCUCCACAGCCCCGGAGUUCUGCUCCACCUGCCCAGUCCCCUGAGCUCCAGUCCCUGUCUCCUUCUCCCUCUCCACGGCAAUCAGCCCAGCCAGAGGAUGAGGAGUUUGAGGUGUUUGAAGAGAUUCGACGGCUGCGUCUGGAGAGAGGCCGUCUGCUCCAGAAGAUCAAAGCUUUGGAGCAACAGCAACAGAGCGCUCUCUCUGCCUUGGAGGAGUUGUCCCAGCUAAAGCAGCGUCUAGAGGAGGCAGAGGCAGAGAGAGACAAGCUGCUCGAGGAGCUGAAGGGAGGCCAUAGUAUUGGGGCCAGUGACUCUGAUGACAUAGAUGAAAUGUUGGACUUCUCAGAGAAGCUGCUCUCCAAGCGCUCCAGAGCCUCCCAUUCCCAGGAUGAGGCCACUUCUCAAGCUGACGCUGACUCAGCCCACCCCUCUCCUGCCCCUGCAGACCCAGGAACUGUUGCUGAGCUGCGCAAACAAAUAGAGGAACUUACCUCACAAAACUCUGAGCUAGCUCUCAAAGUGCAGAUGCUGGAGAUGUUUGAGAAGGAUGACACAGACAUGCAGACCUCCAGCACGGACUUUGUCCCCAUAGUUCAGUACGACACCCUGAGGAAGGAGCUUGAAGCCCUUCAGGAGCGCUUCUCUCAGGCCCAGGCUUCAGACGAGGUCUCCAGUGUGGCAGAGAAGCGUGGCGAUGAGGAGUCUCAAGAACGAAGUGCAGAUGCAGAGAGUGUGGAGGCUCUGAAGGGGCAGCUGCGAGGCCUGGAGGACCAGUUGGCCUCCUCCCAGUCUGAGCUGGAGGAGCUGAAGGAGCAGAUGCGCCUUGGGGUGCUUUCUGUGGAGUGUGGGGAAGGGGAUACUGCCGCAGCAGGUGGUGGGGCUGAAGGUCUGAGCCAAGAAGCACAGCAGCUGAGAGCGAGGGUGACGGAGCUAGAGGAGGAGCUAGCUAAGACACAGGGUGAGGCAAGGGGUCAGAGUGGCCGGGACAGUGACACAAUCAAACAGCUGAAAGAGAAAGUAGAGGAACUCAACGCUGCUCUGGCCCAGAAAGACUCUACGAAACAAGAAGGGGAGAAAGACGGCGAAGGAGAAGAGACGGAAACGGUGAAGUGUCUCCGUGAUAAAGUGGCUGAGUUGGAGGCAGCCCUGGCAGAGAGCAGAACGUCAGUGAAAGAGGAAGGAGCAGCAGGAGAUGGAGAUCAGGUCCGUCGUCUCCAGGAGCGUUUGGGAGAGCUGGAGGGGGAGCUGAGAAAUUGUGUGCCCCGCUCGGAGUUAGAGGAGGUCCAGGUGACUCUCGGGCUCCAGUGUGAACAGCUGGCCAGGGAGAGGGUGGACGUGGCUAGAAGGCUCAACGAUGCUCUUCUGGAGCUGGAAAGACUCAGGCCUCCUGCAGGCGGAGAUGAGGAAGAGGAGGACGACGAGGAGGAGCAGUCAGAGAGCUCAGAGCCCUCAGUCUUAUCAGGGCAUUCCAGACGCUCCCUGGCAGCAAUGAGAGAAGAAUUGGAGGUGGCAAGGCAGGAAGCAGCACAGGCUCUGGACUGUCUGUGUGCCGAGCGGGAGGGCCGUGCACAGGAUGCCCUGCAGCUGAUAGACGCAGUGCCACUCUCAAAACAUAAGGAGGCACUGUCUGCAGUGUCAGAGCAACUAGCUCAGACACUGCAGGAGCUCCAGGAGGAGAGGACCCUUCGUGGUCAGGCUGAGGAGCAGGUUGCCAGACUAGAGGCUGAACAGCAGGCCAUGCAGGAUGCCAUACCCAAAGAGGAGCAUGAGAAAGUCAAGGCAGAGCUCCAGCUCUCCCUGCAGGCCAGUGAGAGUAAUGCAGCAGCAGCCCAGGAGGCUCUGAGUGAGAAGGAAAUGGAGCUGAGAGAGCUGAAAUCCCAGAAGGCUGCAGAACAGGGUCUGAUCUCCAAGGAGGACCACGAGGCCCUGCGGCUCUCUUUGCAGGCUGAGAUCAACGCCGCCACAGCCCGUUUCAACGAUCUCACUCGCAAACAUGAGAAGACCUGCACUGAGGUGUUCCAGGUACAGAGGGAGGCUCUCUUUAAUAAGAGUGAGCGACAGGUCGCAGAGUCCCAGCUGGCCACGGUGCAAAAACAGCUAGCUGAUUUGCAGGCCCAAUCCAGCCACAUCCAGGAGCUCCACAAGAACAUCCAGGAAUCCCAGGGCCUGGUCAAGGAGAAGGACCGCAAGAUAACAGACCUGUCCAAGGAGGUGUUUCGGCUAAAGGAGGCCCUGGGAGCUCUGUCACCUCCUCUGGGAAUCCGCUCCUCCUCACCUACCCAUCAUGGAAACCCUGGACAGCAAGUGGCACUGCAGAACAGGAUUGCCAUACUCAACCAGCAGCUCCAGGAUUGGGAGAGAAAGCACAAACAGGUGGUGGCUAUAUACCGUUCCCAUUUACUGGCAGCUGUACAGGUCAGUUCAAUCUGCAAAUACACAUCAGAGCACAGUUUAAGACUUGAACCUUUUGUUAUUAGAUGUAAAAUGGUAAUUUUAUUGAGGAUUUCCAUGUGUGUAUGUGUGCACUUAACGACUGUCUUAGCUAGUUCCUGAGUUUUUGGGGGGCCCCUUUCUCAGGAUGGAGCAAUGAAAUGUUCUAUGUGCCACUGGCUCAACAGCCACCUACAGACUGCACGGCUCUGACCGCUGCAUAUGAGUUUGUCCCCCUUUGUCUGGUAAGCAGAGAUGGUGGAUUCCCACUCUUUGUCUGCAACCCAAAGUGGUUGAAAUUUCAGAAGCGGUGCAGGGACAAGGAGCUUAACUUACCUUCUUGUUCAUCAUAUUCCACAGCUAAGGUGUACACAUUAGCUAUUUCUUUGUAGUGUUGGUUGUAAUGAGAGAUUGUUCAGGUGUCAUUGACCUUUAAGAUAACAGUUUGCUCCUUUUGCAAGGUAGAGGUUUUCCUAGCAUAUUGUUCCAGACCAGACAUGGGGCCCUCAUCUGAUCUGUUCUGAACGGUGCAUGUUUUGUGCUUGAACCUCUCAAGCCUCUGAGUGGAUAAAUCUAUUGAGCCUGUUUAAGGGGCUCUGCCUGUGCUCAAACAACCUUCAUUUUCUUACAUUG
Messenger RNA from Micropterus dolomieu (smallmouth bass), 4259 nucleotides. RefSeq names its product ankyrin repeat domain 24 (gene ankrd24). The transcript is spliced from 21 exons. Bases 297 to 3749 code for a protein of 1150 amino acids. Lineage: Eukaryota; Metazoa; Chordata; Actinopteri; Centrarchiformes; Centrarchidae. The record is from RefSeq and is a predicted model, not a curated record. Gene Ontology annotation, molecular function: actin binding.